AGGAAGCUACGUCACUGUGACGGUGGAGUCAUAAGAUCCUCUCCAUUUUCUUCCCGAGGAUAGGAGGGCGGACGGCAGCACCAUUUUAGAAAGACGCGUCGUCAAACACUGUCUGGCAUUUUAGCGUUAUUGUGGCUACGUCUGCUUAGUUAGGAAGCUAGCACAUUACAAUUUCUGUUUAAACAGAACAAUAUAAGACACCCUGCACGGCUUCUCUGUGCUGCCCCUACAGCUGCUAAAGCUAACGCUAGCCGGCUGUAAGGCUUAUCUCUCCACCGACGCAAUAUUCACUGAGCCUGAAAGCAAGGUCUAUCAAAAUGAGUGCAGCCUCAUCCCAAAAAGUUGUCCUGAAAAGCACCACCAAAGUGUCCCUAAAUGAGCGCUUCACUAACAUGCUGAAGAACAAGCAGCCCACUGCAGUAAGCAUACGAGCCACCAUGCAACAGCAGCAUUUGGCCAGUGCCCGCAAUCGCCGGCUGGCCCAGCAGAUGGAGAACCGGCCCUCAGUGCAAGCUGCUCUGAAUCACAAGCAGAGUCUGAAGCAGCGCCUGGGGAAGAGCAACAUCCAAGCCAGGCUGGGCCGGCCCAUUGGGGCUCUGAUGCGUGGAGGACCUGCUGGAGGCAGAGGAGGAAUGCGGGGGAUGACCAGGGGAAGCCUAAGAGGACGAGCCAGAGGAGGAGUAAUGAGGGGAGCUCUGUCCCUGAGAGGGAAGAGAGUGUCUACAGGUGCCCCCAUGCGAGGCCGCAGCUCUGCUGGCCGUCUGGCGAUGCGUAGAGGAGGCCGCCACCGAGGAGGAGCUGCUGGCAGAGGUGGCGCUCUAUCUCGAGGAGCAGCACGAGGAGUAGCUGCCAGAGGCCGUGGUGGACUGCGUGGACGUGGUGGUUUUUCUGGUCGAGGUGGUCGAGGCCGCGGGCGGGGCCGAGGUGUUGGCCGACCUGCUGUCACCCGUGAACAACUGGACAACCAGCUGGACGCCUACAUGUCAAAGACCAAAGGUCACCUGGAUGCUGAAUUGGAUGCCUACAUGGCCCAGGCAGACCCAGACAGUAUGGAGUGACCCUGAAGGACUGUGAAUCUGAAGCACAUGCAGAGUCACUGCAGAAAUUUACAGCUGAACUCACACAUACAGUGUAGUGUUGAUGUGCUGAGAAAUGAUUGUGUUCAUAAUUUAGAUGAGAGUGGUGACAGUCCAGGACUCAGCAGGAAAUCAAGUUGUCAUCUGAAUGUGUUUCGACCAAUAGUCCAUUCUGCAUCAACCUGCUCCUGCCAAACUCUUUUCAUUCUGGAAUAAAUGUGUGAAGGGACCUUUUUAAACAUUAUCAAACCCUGCUGUCUAUACACCCUCAAUGCUUUUUGUUUUUUGUUUUAGUUUUUUUUUAUGUGUAUAUGUCCUAGAAAAACUUUUUUUUUUUUUU
Messenger RNA from Xiphias gladius (swordfish), 1416 nucleotides. It is a transcript of the gene chtopa, whose product is annotated as chromatin target of PRMT1a. The record is from RefSeq and is a predicted model, not a curated record. The transcript is spliced from 6 exons. Lineage: Eukaryota; Metazoa; Chordata; Actinopteri; Istiophoriformes; Xiphiidae. Bases 318 to 1058 code for a protein of 246 amino acids.